AAACCGGCAAUCGUCAGGAAGAACACCGCCGCGGCGCAUUACACGCACAGACAGCAGGCUGCCCUUUCCCCCCGACAACGUGCCAAGCAAGGACCUCCCUCUGCUUCCCCCCACAGCCCAAGAACCUGGAAUCGAGGAUACCGGAGACAUGCCGCCGAGGGGGAGGAAGCACUGGUGCAAGCAGUGCAAGAGGAGCUUCCCUUCCGGGGCCUCACUCGGAGGCCACAUGGCGGUCCACAGGAGCCGGCGCAAGAAACAGCUGAGCGGCAACCCAAGAGUCGCCGGCGAGAGGUACGGCCUCCGGGAGAGGUGCCAGAAGACGUCGUGGCUGCUGGAUUCCGCUUCUAGCGACGACGAUCGAUGGGCGUUGUUCCCCAAGACUGAAUGCCAGUUGUGCUUCAAGUCCUUUGCCUCCCCUGACGCCCUGUCGAUGCACAUGAGGAUGCACAAGCGCCGCAGGAAGAUGGCUGUGGAGCACCAGGCAUCGGUAGGCGAUGGUGAUCACAAUGCUCCUCUGUCUGCUGCUCCAGUGAUGAAGAGGAAGAGGUCGAGGAGGAUGGUCAUGGACACUGUUCCUUCCCCGGUGAUGAAGUCAUAUGGGAUGGAGGAGGUUGAUGCCGCAUGGAUUCUUGUGUCGCUUUCAGGAGAUCAUGGCAUGUGCUCGGCUUCUGUUGAUUGUGGCGAAGGUGGUGAGAUGGACGUCAACGCGGCAUCGGCGUUCGAUACGCUCAUGACAGAGAUGGGGCUGAGUUCUCCUGAUCAUCAUGGCCCAGUUGGAGAUAAUGAGUUGAUGGAGCCAGAGCCUUCUAGCUCUUAUGAGGAAGGGAAGUUUGUCAGCCUUUCAAAGGUGUUGAAGGCAACAGCUAGCUAUGAGUGCAAGCUUUGUGGACAGGUCUUCACGUCUGGUCAGGGAUUGGGAGGCCACAGAAAGCGUCACAGUUUUGCCGAUCAUGGUAGAGUUCCAACCGUUCCCAAAUCUGCAGCGACUCAACCGUGCGAAGAGCUGCUUCCACCGGAUCGCCGGUCGCUCUCUCUCAGCCUGCCAGCUCCCAGCAUAUGGAACUGCAGCAGCACAAGGCCAAAGCCUGAACCGAAUCCGCUGUUGGUCGCAAGCAGCCUUUGGGAUGAACGAAUGCUGGGCGUUAUCUGAAAGUGGUUACAGUUUCUUCAUAGAUCUUGUAGCUAAUCCACAUUUUUUGCUAGCAAUCGAUAGCCAAAGAGUAUGAUACCAGGAAUGAUCUCUGUAGUCUGUACAAUCGUUAUGGACAACUCUGCCUUUUGGAUUUGGCAGUGGUCUUGCAUGUUGCACUGCCUUUUUUGGUUCCCAAACAUUGAAAUGUACCCAUUAACAAUCAGGGCAUUAGUUCUAGAUUGGUUAUUCCCUAGCAAGUAGAGAGCAGCGUCGUCCAGGUUGCAGCAAUUCAAUUUUAUUUUUAUUUUUGUCUCCGAGAGUCUGUGGCAACUGUUAUGAUCUCCAAAUUUGUUCAGCUCAUUGUAAUUUCCUAGUUUAGUUUUGGCUCAGCU
Triticum dicoccoides is the source of this 1524-nucleotide messenger RNA. Its product is annotated as zinc finger protein ZAT9-like. The record is from RefSeq and is a predicted model, not a curated record. The transcript has 2 exons. Lineage: Eukaryota; Viridiplantae; Streptophyta; Magnoliopsida; Poales; Poaceae. Bases 149 to 1150 code for a protein of 333 amino acids.